Stegodyphus dumicola is the source of this 3280-nucleotide messenger RNA. RefSeq names its product trafficking kinesin-binding protein milt (gene milt). Gene Ontology annotation, biological process: protein targeting; mitochondrion distribution; vesicle transport along microtubule. Lineage: Eukaryota; Metazoa; Arthropoda; Arachnida; Araneae; Eresidae. Gene Ontology annotation, molecular function: myosin binding. The record is from RefSeq and is a predicted model, not a curated record. Gene Ontology annotation, cellular component: cytoplasmic vesicle; mitochondrion.
AACCGGAAGUUUACCCUUUGCGGACGAAAUGAGUACCUUUCUCAGCUGGUUUGAGAACGUUAGAUGUGUCCUCUAAAUUUUUGAAAGAAUUAAUGCUAAUUCCGAAAUUUGGAAUUCUAAGUAAAGAUUUCUCAUCCAAUUUCAGCUUUUGAGGUAUUUUAUAUCUUAGUGAAACACAUGGAGAUUGCGUUUGCAAGUUUCUCACAUUCCCUUAAAAUGAUAUCUGUUUGAGUGUGUGGAUGUCUCAGGGUAGUUUAACCGAGGCCCCAAGCUGGAACCCCAUGUGGAAGCUACAAUCUUUCAUAGUUCCGAGACUAGUGAGACGCUUUCGGAAGUUUAUAAAAACAAUCUUCAAGAUGAGAUGACUGAACAGCCAGUCACACAGUUUAGUAACUCAUCAACACUUACAGGUUUGAUUCUCCUGACCUUGCUGAUAGAUAUAUGUUGUAGAGCUGAUACAGCUGAAGUUGAAUUAGUUAGUUUAAUAGAAGAGCACAUCCCUCAUUAUAAACUUAGAGCUGACACUCUUACAGAGUUUUGUGGCUACGAAAACGAAGAUUGGUAUAUUCAGACACCUGUUUUAAGCCCUGGCGCUGAUAUCCCACUCAGUCCAGAGGUUGUUGAAGAAACACUGAAAUAUUUUGUGCUAUGUGCUGAUCGCCUCAGCCAGAUGACAAAGACAUACAAUGAUAUUGAUGCAGUAACAAGAUUAUUGGAAGAAAAAGAACGUGAUCUGGAACUUGCAGCUCGUAUUGGACAAUCUUUAUUGGAUCAAAAUAAGGAUCUUAGAAUUCGAAAUGAUCAACUUGAACAAGAGUUAGCUACAUCGACUGAAACGAUAACCCAGCUGAGACAUGAUUUAUCAGUAAAAAAUGGCUUACUGCAAAUUUACACCCAAGAUUUGGACACUGACUCUGAAACUGGUUCACCUGUUAAAGAAAAGGGCUUCUCUGUCAGCUGGGAGGUACUCAAUAAAAAAAUCAGUUGCUUGCAAGAGGAGAAUAGCCAACUUCGAUCUGAGGCUUUUUCAAGAACGGCUGAUAUUGAAAACGAAGAAAAGAAAGAAAUGCAGCUAAUAUCUGAUUGUGUGAAGCAGCUGACUGAAGCGAAUAAACAGUUGUCAUACUUACAAGAAGAAAUAGGCAAAAAGACUGAAGAUAAUAUUCGUCAGCAAGAAGAAAUCACUCAGCUGCUUUCACAGAUAGUUGAUCUUCAACGGAAACUACGAGAUGUUACAGCCGACAAUGAAUGUUUAGCUAGUAAGCUGGAGAUUGCUGAAGAAUGUCAACAUGAACUUUCAGAGGAGCUUAUAGAUAUGAAGGAAAAAUAUGGAGAGCUUAUGGCUGCCUUUCAAGAGAUGCAAGCCGAAGUUAAACAAGCUCAAAGAAAUCGUCUGCCUAGUGCUAAUACAUGGCAGAAUUUUGGAAUGUACAGUCCUUAUAUAAAUCCUGAUUCUCUUGCAAACGAACUUGAACAGUCAUUAGGAAGAGAUAGUGAUGGUUAUUCUUCUGAUGAAAGGCCGUCUCAUAGUCGUAAAGUGUUUGAUACAGUUCGUUAUGCUAAUCAUGGUUUUCCAACACGAAACCGCUUCAGUUCCUCUCGUUCUCAUUAUACAAUAAGUGGUUCCACAGGUCGUCCUGGUGGUUUAACUUCAACUUGUUUUUCUUCACUUAGUCAACUAUCAUCAUUAUCAUCAGGUUUCAAUGAUCUGGCAUCUGAUUCAGAGUCAGCAUAUGCUGAAAGCUACAGCACAGAUGAUGAAAACCCAUAUACCUAUGUUAGUGGCAAAACUGAAAAAGGAAGGCCCAACAAGUUAGAUGUGGGAUUGCACACUCUGAGCAGUGGCUUUGGCACAUGUAAUGACCUUAGUCAUGAACUUGAUAAAGCCAGUGGAGGUUCUUGGCCUUCGAAUAUCAAGAAAAGUCUUUAUGGGCGCACAGUACGAAGAUAUCAACUGCCAGAAAAAUUGCAGAUUAUUAAGCCUUUAGAAGGUUCUCAAACAUUGCAUCACUGGCAGAGGCUAGCAACUCCUCAUCUAGGAGGCAUAUUUGAGCACAGACCAGGAGUUAAAAUAAAAGGUGAAACAAGAUUGCAAGAUUUGGAUGAAAAAGUCAGCUUAGGAGAUUUUGAGGAAGAUGAUGAUUAUUCAAAUCCUGGAAAAAGCUUUAUGAAUACCUCAUCAAUUUAUACCAUAACAACAUCUGCAUUAAGGCAUUCUAGUGAUUUAACAAAUGUGACACCAAGUUAUCCUACCCUGCAGUUGUGUACAAGAGUAACAUCACAGCCCCCAUCUACUCUGAACAGUCCCCAGCAGAAAACUUCAUCCUUGUUAGGUAGUCAAAGCUUAGCAAAGCUCCUGACUGAACGUGGAAUCCAUGGCAUGGUACCGUCUGCUAUAAGCCCUUCGGUAAAGAGUGUAUCCCCUACACCUACGCCUGCUCCAUCGCCUGAAGGCUCUCCACCUCCAACGCCUUUGCCAUUCAGUGCAGUUAGGAUUCCAGAUCUAGUUGGUAGUGCUUCAAUUGCCAAAGGAUUUCAUUUGCUUCGAAAACCACGGAGGUCACGGUCACAGCCACCUCCAAAACGAAGUACCAGGGAAGCAUCAGCUGGGCUGAAUUUGGACCUUAUGGGACGUAUACAAGGAAUUGGACUAAAAACGUUAUUGCCUUUUGAUGAUUGUGCAUUGACAAAGAAAACUGUGAGUUCUGAAACUUUGUCAGAUAGUGCUUCCCGCACAGUUAUCUCUAGGCCUGCAACUCCUGCUGAAAAUAAAGUUUGCCAAGCAACAAUAUCUUUACCAAAGAGUAAAGCAAGCACAUCACAAUUAAAUGAAUCUAGAAAAAAGUUUAUUAGUCCUGAAACAGCCCUUGAUAAGCCCUGGGGUUAUGUUCCACCUUCAGUUACAAUUAUGAAAAGUCCAGCUGCAAUUGGUCUCUCUCCUACUGUUGCCCCACCUUUGUCUCGAAUGCCUAAUCCUGUUUUACAGCUAAACAGUCUUCGCAACAUACGGCCAAACUGCUCAGAUGUAGGAACAGUUGGAACACUACGGACAUUAAGGAAAGGUGGCUACAUUUGAACCAUGUACAAAAAAAGAAUUAGAUUUAACAGAUUGAACUUUCUCUUGUGUGUAGAUAUAUAUACAUAAAACAGAUGCAUAGUCCUCCGUGUGCAAUACUGCAAAGUGUUGGAUGGAUUUAAAGAUAUAAAAAGGCAGCAUGUUCACCUACAAAUUAAAUGUAUAUUCAAGCAUGCUGUUACAUUAAAUUAUUUUAUUUGAAAA